This is a messenger RNA of Phascolarctos cinereus (koala), 3309 nucleotides long. Its product is annotated as histone H2A type 2-B-like. NCBI's taxonomy places the organism in Eukaryota, Metazoa, Chordata, Mammalia, Diprotodontia, Phascolarctidae. Gene Ontology annotation, molecular function: structural constituent of chromatin; DNA binding; protein heterodimerization activity. Gene Ontology annotation, cellular component: nucleosome. The record is from RefSeq and is a predicted model, not a curated record.
UUCGGCGAGCUUGUGUCUGCUGCUGGUGCUGUUGUCGCUGCGGGCGUGCAGCUCUCUGCGGCCCGCCGAGCGGCCUUUGCGGCUCCCGGGUGCGGAGCGAGGUUCUCUGUCCUCCCGAGAUGUCUGGCCGAGGCAAAUCGGGAGGCAAAGUCCGGGCCAAGGCCAAGUCGCGCUCGUCCCGCGCUGGGCUGCAGUUCCCCGUGGGCCGCGUCCACCGUCUCCUGCGCAAGGGCAACUACGCAGAGCGCGUGGGGGCCGGCGCGCCGGUCUACCUGGCGGCGGUGCUGGAGUACCUAUCGGCCGAGAUCCUGGAGCUGGCGGGCAACGCGGCCCGCGACAACAAGAAGACGCGCAUCAUUCCGAGGCACCUGCAGCUGGCUAUCCGCAACGACGAGGAGCUCAACAAGCUGCUGGGCGGCGUGACCAUCGCCCAGGGCGGUGUCCUGCCCAACAUCCAGGCCGUGCUGCUGCCCAAGAAGACCCAGAGCUCCAAGAAGUGAGGCGAGGCCCUCGGGGAGACGCAGCUGGGGGGUGGGAGCCCAGCACCCCAGGGACCUGCGCUCGGAGCUGCCUGCAUCCAUUUGGCUCUUGGGCCCGGGUGGGAGGAGCGGGCUAGGCUCGCCCCUACCGUAGGGGCAGCCGGGGUGGGCUGUGGUUUGAAGCCCUGAGUCUAGACGGCUGGGCUGUGUUCUCCGGUGGGCCCCUAGGAAGCGCCCCCAGACCCAUAGCUAAGGGCUGCGGUGCCAAGAUGUCUACCUCUUCUCCCCUGGGGUGUGGAUGUCCCCUUCCCCUGUGGGUGAGCUCGAUCCGGAGCUGACCCACGAUGUGCACAGGAGGGGACCGGUUGGAACUGAACUGGACGGGACGGGACGGGACGGGAGAAGUAACCCUCCCCUACACUAUUUUUUUUUCUAUUAAAAAAACAACCCUGCUCUUUGGGAGCUCCCUAUGUUUAUUUCCCGUUGGUGGGCAGAAUCUGUGUUUAUUUAUUUAUUUCACUUGUACGGGCGGGGUCACUUUAAUAGGGCGUGGGGGUGGCAGUGGUGGUGUGUGCUCUGACUUUGUCCUUUUGGUUCCUAAAAUAAACAACUCCACGGUGGCGUCACCAUUACCAUCCCUUCCCCGGUGGUUUGCUUUGCUGUUUCCUUUCUAGAAGCCGUGGGUCAGGCCAGGGAAGGUCCUGGAGGGGAGGGGUGAAGGGCUCCCUGGGCUUUGGGGGUACUGGGAUGGAUGGUCGUGCUUGGGAGAAGGCGAAUGUGAAGAGCUGAGCAGGUCAGGCCAGGGCUCAGGAAACGGGUCUUUUCUAUUCUUUCUCCCUCUCCCUGCCUCUUAUAUAGUCCAGGGUUGGGGUGAGGAGCCAUAGAGAGACACAGGUCCAGGUCAUAGAGAGGUCAGGCAUCCCAGUGGCUUGGAAGGGAAAUAAAUACUUUGGAGAGAAACAGGACUUGCUGGUCGGGGCCCCAGCCUUGCUCCUGUGCCUCCCACAGCCCUCCAAGCUUUGAAUUCCAGGGCUGGAAGGGACCUUAGGCAAGCAAAGUCAUGACAAGGAGCUUUGGCUAAAGAGUCCUAUUUGAAUCUGGCCCUGCUGCUGCUGGGCCUUCUCUCCCUGGACCAAAAAUUCCUCCUCAGCAGAAUGAAAGACUGUAUGAUCUCUGUCACUUCUUGUUCUGAGCCGAGUACUAGCCCAUGCCCUUUAUUUUACGUAGGAAGAAACUGGGGCCCAGAGAAAAGAAGGGAUUCGGUAUUGGGACAGUUAGCCCAGUUUUGACACUGAUGGGAAGAAAUGAAGAAAGUUAUUUUCCCCAGGAGUGGCAAACUAGGUCAAGAAGGGUUUAGAUGACGGGUAAAUGGAGUGAUCCCCAGAGCAAAUUUAGGCAAGAAGUCAAGAUAUUGGCAUGGCACAGUGGGUAGAGCCUCAGACGCUUACCAGCUGUUUGACCCUGGGCAAGUCCCUUAACCUCUGUUAGCCUCAGUUUUCUCAUUUGUAAAACAGAGAUAAUAAGAGCUCUGACCUUCUCUUCUUGGCCUGCCCAUCCCGAGUUCCAGCCCCCUGCAGAACCAGGGCCUGUUAACCACUCUUUUAAAAAAAAACUUUAAAAAAACUAAACAAACAAAAAACUGCUUAUCAAAGGUCCUUCAGGAAGAUUCUCUGGAAUAAUGCUGUUCUAGUUGAAAUUCAAUAGAUAUUAAGCACAUUCGACCAGAGCCAUACAAUGUUUAGAAAAGAGGCAGAUUCCUAUUUUUUGUGGUGCUUAGAGUCAAUAAUAGGGCUAAGACAACAUGAAACUAUGUCAGGUAAAAGUGGGGAAAGGUCUUCAGGGAUGGCUUCCUGGAGGAGGUGGCAUUGGAAUCAGGCUUUCAAGCAGGGGUUCUUCAUUUGGCAUCCAGAAACUUGGUUUUUAGGUGGUCUUUUUUUAAAUAACAUAAUGUAAUGUUUUCUUUGUGAAUCCUACUUAUUUAUUUUAUGCAUUUAAGAGCUUUAUUCUGAGAAGAGGUCCAUGACAGAGGUGAGGAACCUCUGCUUUAAAGGAGAAAUAGGUACUCAGAUGAAGUAUUGGGAGGAAGGCAAGGAGACCCGAAGUGCUGAGGAGGAGGAGGAGAGGUAGUAACAUUUAACUGGACUCUCCAGUGUGUUUUUUCUCUCUUUAUGCUCCCCUUUCCUGGUACAGCGCCUUAGCCAAUUCUUAACGAGUGUUUGUUGAAUGGAAGGAUGAAAGUCUAUAAAACCUGAAAUGUUCAUGAGAAGUGGAAGGCAGCUGUAGAAACCAGUUGGUUGCUUAGGGAGCUCUCUAAAGAGCUCAUUUUAGGACAUGAAGGAAUGUAAACAGGGAUAGAUAUUUUUUAGAAUGGCAUAUGAGAGUAGUAUCCAGAAGGCUAAAGCCAGAAAUCCAGUUGAACAAAUAUUCAUUAAAUGCCUACUGUGUGCCAUAAUGCACUGAGGAUGCAAAAACCCAAAGUCAACAGCCUGUGUCUUCACGAAAUGGGGAUCCGGGGAUGUGGGACAGGAGGCAACCUGUACACAGAUAUGUUCAUGCAAAAUAUGUAGUAAGUUUUGGAAUGUUAAGGACAACAGAGGUUCUCCUGGCUUUGUUGACGCAAGAAGAGGAACAGGCCCAUUUGCUUGGGACAGAUGGUGUAAUGUUUGCUGGAUAAGUGAACAUGGGAAGAGAGAAAACAGACCUACUUAACUUCUAUUCUUCUUCUGGCUCCCCCAGAGAAGAGAAUGAUUUUUCAGCUGAAAAGGGUAGAACGUGGUUUGUGCUGGUAGAACAUAACCUCUCUUAAGGCAAAGAGUCUUCAUUUUCAUCU